Messenger RNA from Penicillium nucicola, 537 nucleotides. Its product is annotated as translation machinery-associated protein 16. The record is from RefSeq and is a predicted model, not a curated record. The coding region runs from base 1 to 537 and encodes 178 amino acids. Gene Ontology annotation, cellular component: nucleus. Lineage: Eukaryota; Fungi; Ascomycota; Eurotiomycetes; Eurotiales; Aspergillaceae. The transcript is spliced from 3 exons.
AUGCCUGUCGCCCUUACAAAAGUUCAUAAGCAGAUCUCCAAGAAGCGUGGAGUUAUCAAUGCACUCCAUGAGAAUAGCCGCGACGCCCACCGGCUGCGUAAGGCCGGCGCUCGAGAUGAUCGACUGUCCCGCCAUUCCGCCACUGUGAUGAGAGCCCGUCAGCCAUACAUGGAUCGAAUCGAUUAUAUCUAUGAGACAGUGCAGGAUAUUGAGGAAGCCCUUUCGGACGAGGGUCUGGCUGAAUUUGUCAAGACUUACAUCAACCGUGAUACCCCGGAGAUUGAGCAACUUCAAUCAGAGCGACGCAAAGGACGCCCUGCAAGCAAGCGGGAAGAGGCCUUGAAGGAGCGUGUGCAGGUUGAGGAUCGGGAGUUCACCACCGGUCUCUGGAUGCCCGACCUCAGUGAUUCAUAUGUCUUGACCACAUUGAAGGCCUGGAACCGAGACUGGUCAGGCCUCAGCGCCAUGAAGUUCAUCCGAGUCAAGAAGGACGGAGAAAAGCUGGCUUCAAGCUUCCCUCCCAAUCGCAUGUCAUGA